Hevea brasiliensis (rubber tree) is the source of this 1461-nucleotide messenger RNA. RefSeq lists its product as uncharacterized. The transcript is spliced from 2 exons. Gene Ontology annotation, molecular function: metal ion binding; ubiquitin-like protein conjugating enzyme binding; ubiquitin protein ligase activity. The coding region runs from base 579 to 1268 and encodes 229 amino acids. Gene Ontology annotation, biological process: ubiquitin-dependent protein catabolic process. The record is from RefSeq and is a predicted model, not a curated record. NCBI's taxonomy places the organism in Eukaryota, Viridiplantae, Streptophyta, Magnoliopsida, Malpighiales, Euphorbiaceae. Gene Ontology annotation, cellular component: endoplasmic reticulum.
AAUCUCUUAUUGUUAUCGUUCUUAUUAUAAUAAAAUUUUCUGUUUGAAUUUCUGGAUUCAGUUUUGCUUUUGGAUAAGAAUCUUUCAUUUGUUAAUUAUUGCCUCGAUCUUCUAGAAGUAAUUGCCUUCAAUCAAGUCGUUACAUGUCCCACGCAAUUGCGAUUUUGGAGAGAGAGGGGGAGAGAUCUGAGGAUUUUGUGUUUUGAAUUUGUUGGAUUUUUGGAGUUUUGAUUCUAAUUUGGUGGCUUGAAAUGUUGAUUUUUUUUUUCUCCCGGUAAAUACUACUUUUCAACUCUAAUGAACCGUUUGGUUAUUAGAAAUGACAAGACUAUAGAAUUCAAAUUGCGGAAAUCCGCCCUGGAUAACUCCUCUUGCCCUUUUGUGUUUGGCAUAUUUUACCGUUGGAAAUGGAGCCAUAGAGUUCCUUGCUAUUAUAAGAUGUUCCAUUUCUGUGACUGUUUCAAGGAUACUCUUGCAUGGACAGUUCUUGGUUUAGAACUCAUAUUUAAGAUCUGCAAGUUUAAAUAGACUGUUGUACUCAGGACGAUUUGGCAUUUGAUUGGGGUAAUCGUCCAGAGAUGGCAAGUGGGUUUGGGGAAUCAACAAGCAGGCCACCCCAAAACCCCCCAUUUUCUAGCAACAACACUAAUGGUGACGCUGGUAACUUUGAAUGCAAUAUUUGCUUUGACUUAGCUCAAGACCCCAUAGUAACUUUGUGUGGCCAUCUUUUCUGCUGGCCUUGUCUUUACAAAUGGCUCCACUUUCACUCACAAUCUAAGGAAUGCCCCGUUUGUAAGGCUUUGGUCCAGGAGGAGAAAUUGGUUCCCCUAUAUGGUAGGGGUAAAACGUCAACUGAUCCUAGAUCAAAGUCAAUACCUGGUGUUAACAUUCCUAACCGCCCAGCCGGGCAGAGGCCUGAAACAGCCCCUCCACCAGAACCAAAUCAUUUUGCCCAACGUGGAUUUGGAUUCAUGGGAGGGUUAGGAGGAUUUGCACCAAUGGCAACAGCUAGGUUUGGGAAUUUUACAUUGUCUGCAGCUUUUGGUGGUCUCAUCCCUUCACUUUUUAACCUUCAGUUGUAUGGAUUUCCUGAUGCUGUCAUGUAUGGUGCGGCUGCUGGCUUUCCAUAUGGGUUCUCUAAUUCUUUUCAUGGCGGCCAUGCAUAUGGAUAUCCUCAGCACCAGGGGCAAGGACAGCAAGAUUAUUAUCUGAAGAGGCUACUUUUGUUUAUUGGUUUUUGUGUUCUUCUUGCUCUCAUUUGGCAAUAGUCCAAGUCAGUUUUCACAGCCUACUAAUGGAUGUUUUGGGCUUAUCAUUCUCAUGUCUUUGUAAAUUUGUUAGUGCAUUUUUUUUUUCUUGGUAACAAGGAAAUUGUCCAUAACGUACACUGUCAGAACUUUUGUAGCUUCUCCAUGUUUUCAUCAGCUUUGUGGAAUGUGAUUUGCUUGUUUUUUCUAGUCA